AUGCACUGGGGUAAGAAAAGCACUCUAUCUUAUAAUAGUGUUGCUUGCAGCAUUUGUACAUGCAUUACAUUGGGGCAAAAUCAUGAGGUUAAGGGGUAGAAAGCCAUAACCCCCAAGUGCUGUAAUUGUAGGGAGGAACAUCUGGCCAUCUUUGAGGUUGUGUACUACAUGAAAGGGCAAAGCAAGUGCAAAUUCUUUAAAGAUCUAUCACAUUCAGGAAUUUCUGUCUUUUCUCUUAAAUCUAUCCUUGGCCAACAUGAGAACCACCAGCUCAUUGAAAGAAAAGUUAUACAGCUUUUAGACGAAACUGGCCUAUACUCCCGGAUUUAAUGAUGUGAACCAAGAUGCGAGCUGUUAUUGCUUUGACCAGUGGAGGGCAGAACUACACGUGGGGGGCGAUUGAUUGCAUGAAGAAAUGGAGUGCGAAGUGGUGGAAGGAGGAAAUAAGAAAAGGAAAAAUGGAAUUGAAAAUGAGGAUAAGGAUAAGAAAUAUGUAGUUGGAAUGAAGGUGGAUGUGAAGCCCAGGUCUGGAUGGGAAGCAAAUGGCGUUUUUAAUGAAGUCCAUGAAAUGGGGAGACUUGUGAAGAAGGAGAUUGGGGAAGUUAGAGCAGUGAGGGCAACCAGGGGGGGAAUUGUAAUCAUGGAGUGUCAGUUGAAGAGACUGAGGGAUAAAGCGCUUAAAAUCAAAAGAUUUGGUUUGACAAAAGUCGUUAGUUUUUUAAUGAGAGAAAGAGCACUACGGAAAGGUGUUAUUAGUGGGGUCCCGUUGUCAGUAGAUGUUGAUUGUUUCUUGGAGGUGGAGGGAGUUUUCGGGGCAAGGCGAAUGAAAAGCUAUAGGGAGGGUAAUGAACAAGAAAGUGGUGCAGUACUGCUAGAAUUUUAGGGAGAACUACCAGAGAGGAUUUAUUUAGAUUAUGUUUGUUACAGGGUGAGGGCAUUUGAGGGGGUUCCACUGAGGUGUUAUUGGUGUCAGGACUAUGGACACGUGGCAGCAGUUUGUAGAAAAAGGGUUCACAGGUGUAGAAGGUGUGGGAAAGAUGGGUGUUCAGAUGAGGAUUGCACAAUGUCUAAAGACAAGGCAAUAUGUUUUCACUAUGGGGGAAAUCAUGAAAUGGGAGCAAAUCAGUGUGAAAGACGGAAGAGGGAAAGUGAGGCGGAAAGAACACAAGUGCAGAAUAAAAUAACAUGCGGAAGCAACGAAGAGAGUGAGGGCAGAAACGGGAACUGAGAGGAAAGAACAGAACAGAAUAGAACUGGACGGGUGUGAAGGGGGACGAAAUACCGGGAAUUUUGGCGAAAGGGUUUGGAGGGAAUCAUACGCCAGGAAUAUAGGGAAAUAAUAAAGAAUUGUGGUUCAGGUAUGGGAGGGUUGGGUUAUUGUUGAGAACUAAAAUUAGAUGACAAUGCAUACAGUAGGUGGCGGUAAUGCACUAGUUUGCAAACCGCCAUAAAACCCUGAGAAGAAGAAGAAGAACUACGCGUGUUACCGUAUACACUCCCGGAAAAUCACUAUAAGAAGAAGACUGCAGGAGAGAAUUUUCUUAGUUACAGUACCAAACAGCAAGUACUAUACCUGCUAUCCGAAGGAAUUUGACAGCUGCGGAAAGCCAGCUUGGUAUUAACUAGUAGCCAUCGUCUCUAAUUUAGCUGCACUCGGUAGUCAGCUAUAGUGAAUUGUCGAUGUUUAUUUCUUUAAGCAGUAUCAGUUCUUCAAUUUUGUUUUAUCAGUGAAUUUAGCGACGGUCCAACUGUAAAACGGGGUCAACAAAAACCUUUCCUUUCUGUCUCCAUCCCUUUAGAAGUAUGGUGGAACUGACUGACUGUAAUAGCCAAUUAGAAUCUGUGGAAACUUCUCAGGCCACACCUCUUUGGGUUUAGAGAUGAAAGAAGAAUCUCUGCAGGAUGGCACAGAUUAUUCAGGAGUGGAGUUGAGAUCAGGUCUGAAGAGAACUGAAGACACAGAGGAAAGGAAAACUGAUCUUGGGAUGGGCUGGGAGGAAAAAGACAUUUUAUUCAAAAUAAAGAAGGAGGAAGAAUGGGAGUGGCAGAGUGAGGAUGGUGUGAGAAAUGAAGAAGUCAAGGGACUGUGGAGGGACCAAGAACAAGAGAGAGAUGAAACAUAUGAGCUGGAAGUUACCAACCAAAGGUUGCAAACUGACAGAGGGCUAGAUAAUUGUGGAAAAGUAGGUUGUAUGAAACAGGAAGGGGAUGACCUGUCACUUCAGGUCACUUCCUGUCUGUUGAAACAGCCUAGAUUACUAGUCCGUCAACUCAGAAUAACAGAUUCUUCAGUUCCUUUAGUUUUACCUCCCCACUCCAUUACCAGUGUUGGGGUCCAGACAUUGGUAGCUACAUGGAAACAGGAAGAGCUCUUGCCAGCAAGGAAAGAGAGAUCACUGAAGCAGAGGAGAAAGGUCAAGACCCGGAAGAGAAAGAAAUCACUUUUGGAUUCAUCAGAGAGAGAUGCCUGUCCUGAAUCCUCCAAUGGAUCUCAAAAUGCAGGGGAGAAUAGUCACUGUGCGGACAGAGAUGAAGAGGACUGGGUCAUGCCCCUCUGUGAGGCCUCCAGCAGUCCUGCCACCCCAUCCUCCUGUUCUGAUCGCCCACCCCAAGGCACCUCGCAGACGGACCAGGUCCAGAAACGCAGGCGCAGCUACCAGCAGUACUGGCACAGAGAAUAUCUGAUGGACUUUGACCCGCAACAGAACCGGAUGAACUGCAUGGUGUGCAGCAGCUCACUGGUCACCCUUCAGGUCAGCACCAUCAAGCGGCACAUCCGGCAGAAGCACCCAGGCUCUCUGCUGCUGACCCCCGCUGACAAAGAGAGAAUCCGCAGGAGCUGGGCCGAGCACCUGGGACAGGACCCGAAACCCAGCCAUGUGCCAGGCGGGAUGACCAAGGGACAGGAGGAGUUGUUGGACAGCGAACGGCAUUCCAUUGGGCAGACUGGUGAGCUGCCAUCUCAGAUCUUUGUCUGCUCCCAUUGCCCAUUUGUUCACACGGAAGGAGUGAACCUUCAGCAACACAUUAAGGAGGCUCACCCAGAAGAGCACAGCAGGAGUCUAAAGUUUGGAGUAAACCAAGAAGGGAACCCACUGCCUGUCAGUAGGACAGAUCAACACCCCUCACCCAUUAAGACACACCCCACUCCAACACAGUCCGAUGCAGGCACUGCAGGGACCUACAAAUGCUCUGUGUGUGGUGACAGUUUCAGAUAUCCCUCACUCCUGAAAAACCAUAUGCAAAUUCACAUAGGUGAGCAGCAGCACCCUUGUCCCCUGUGUGGGAAGAGUUUUGAGCUGGAAUCCCUGCUCACAGAACACCUGCAGUCUUAUCAUGGAGAGCAGUUGUAUUCUUGCUCCCCAUGUGGGAAGAGCUUCACUUCUCCAUCAGACCUGAAGAGACACCAACAUAUUCACACAGGGGAGAGACCGUACAACUGCUCCCAGUGUGGGAUGAGUUUCAGCCUGCCGUUUACUUUGAAGCAGCACCAAUCGAUUCACUCUGGGGAGCGCCCAUUCCAGUGCUGCUAUUGUGGGAAGAGCUUCAGGCAAGCGAUACAGCUAACUCGACAUGAGCGAACUCAUACAGGGGAAAGCCCUUACCACUGUUUCCAGUGUGAAAAAAGCUUCAAAUCACCCUCAGACUUGACGAGACACAAGCGAAUUCACUCUGGCGAGCGGCCGUACCUUUGCUACCAGUGCGGGAAGAGUUUCAGUCAGUCCAGCAACCUGAUACAGCACCAACAGAGCCAUUCUGGGGAGCGACCUUUCCGCUGCUCUCAGUGUGGGAAGAGCUACAGUCGGUCAAGUACUCUGACACUACAUCUGCGGACUCAUACAGGUGAACGGCCAUUUGUUUGCUCCCAGUGUGGGAAGUGCUUUACUAAAUCUUUUAACCUAAAGCAGCACCUUAAAACUCAUAGGAAAGCAUCUUCCAUUAAUACCAGGGUGGAGAAGAGCCUUGAUGUCUGACAAAACAAUGUAUUUGACUAUAAGUUUGCAGAACUUUUUCCAUUUGCUGUUAUACACUGGAAUUUCCGAAUGCCCAUAUUAUUGAAUACCUGAGGUCAAUAUACUGUAUUUCAGCAUGCACUGGGGUCAGAAAACAACUCUAUUUUAUAAUAGUGUUGCUUGCAGGGUUCUUCCUUUGUUGAAAUGUCUUAGGCGGACUGGCUUAAGUGUUUUUUUCAAGCCACCCAUAGGAGAAAUUGUGCCUAAAAACAACAACCUGAAAACAAUAAGAGACGGUCAAUGGAUUUAUUGGUAAAAUUUUGUUGUUCAUGAUAUUGAAUUUUAAGUUUUUUAACUUUUGACUGCUUUCAAGUUUACGUGCAACCGUAGACACGCUAAAUUAACUACAGUAGAAUCCGCUUAUUGCGUAAAUUAAGGAAACCGAGUGCCAACGACUGCGUAUACCACUCUGACGCCCACUGUCGACGUGAUGUUCAAUAGAAACCACCUCAAGACAGAUAUGUUUGAUUGUAAACAUACGCUAAGAAAUCCUGCAUAGUAUGCCUUUAAAAAGAGUAAACAUGUUAACUUGGGUGUCAUGGUCAGAUUGCUGCAAGAACUGAUUCUACACUUGAUAUGUUUAUACAAUUGCCUGCAGUCCCUACCCAUCUUGAUUCCUUAGGUGUCCACUCUAAAAGAGCUUUGUUCUCCAUUCACUCACAUGCUUGAAUAAAGUGUUCCCCUCCAACGUGUUUGUUUCAACACUCUUACCCAGAGCUACUAGCACAACCUCCAGGGGUCCCCAUAAACACAUCAGCUGCACAGUCAAGUGACUAAUCAUACAAUUGAGUUUUUAAUUGAGACAUUUAUAAAAACAAUUAGUUGAUAUUAUAUUAGGAGGAAGGAAAGUUAACAUGGGUGGUCUUAUAUGCUACGAAAAGCAUGUCUGAGCGAAUGAGUGAAGCAGUAUUCACCUGGUACACUGCAUACUGACGGCCUGAAUUUAUGCACAACUUGCAAUUUAUCUAUAAACAAUAGACCGUACAUAGAAUUUAUGUCUGAGAUCAACACCAAGGGGGAAUCAUCUGUCAACAGAAGAAAAGACACCCUUGAGCGGUGACAUAAUUGUCAUUCAAGAUUUAACAGAUGCGUUCUUAAGUCCAAAUAUUCCACUGGAAAAAGUGGACAGUCCCAAAUUGCAUGCAUUUUUAAACUAGCAUGUAAUAAAUGGGGGUGGAGAGUGAUUCUGACAGCUCAACAGCUUCGACAGAAGUAUACUACCUUUAAAGUAGAAGAUUUAAAGAACUGAUUGAAACAACUGACAACAUAUCUGUGGUCAUGGCCAAUUCAACAGAUGGCAAAGACAAUUAUGUUUCACAUAUUUUAUUUGUUCUUCAAGGGAAAUCUCUCACAACUUAUCUGAAAGUUCUCCUUACUGACUGUGACCCUAACUGCCUUGAAUUACUCCUCAGUUGUGGAUAGCAAUAAGAAAUUCUUAUUGAAUUGUAAUAUUUUGAAAAUGUGACUCUAUUGGUGUCUGACAAUGGAAGUUAUAUGUUAAAGGCAAAUAAAGACAUCCUUAGAA
Anguilla anguilla (European eel) is the source of this 5538-nucleotide messenger RNA. RefSeq names its product zinc finger protein 2 homolog. Bases 1881 to 3974 code for a protein of 697 amino acids. NCBI's taxonomy places the organism in Eukaryota, Metazoa, Chordata, Actinopteri, Anguilliformes, Anguillidae. Gene Ontology annotation, biological process: regulation of cytokine production; regulation of immune system process; negative regulation of transcription by RNA polymerase II. The record is from RefSeq and is a predicted model, not a curated record. The transcript has 5 exons. Gene Ontology annotation, molecular function: DNA-binding transcription repressor activity, RNA polymerase II-specific.